Messenger RNA from Adineta ricciae, 1896 nucleotides. Lineage: Eukaryota; Metazoa; Rotifera; Eurotatoria; Adinetida; Adinetidae. The record is from the annotation of a GenBank genome assembly.
AUGAUAAGUACUAUUUCUCGUGCUGAGAAAAACAGCGCAAGUUCUUACCGUACAAUUAUGAAAGAUCAACACAAUUUAUUCGAUCGAUUACCGACUGAAAUAUUUCACUUGAUAUUUGAUUACUUGUGGGCACAUGAAAUUUUCUUUUCAUUCGCAAAUCUUAGCGAUCGAACUACUUCAAUUCUGCUUUCUUAUUCUAAAUAUCAGAUCAACUUUCAAUCCAUUCAAAAAUCCGACUUUGAUCGUCUUUGUCGAUCAAUUCAAUCUGAACAAGUCAUUUCAUUGAUCCUUUCCGAUCAAAAUGAUAGUCCGUACCAGUCCGAACAAUUUCUCUCGUACUUUCAAAUCGGUCGACUCACAAAUCUUCGAUCACUCUCAUUGAUAAAGAUUGGAUAUACAUCACUAUAUCAAAUACUACCUAGUUUAUCUAAACUGAAACGAUUACGUUCGCUUUCAUUUGGCAAUUCCAGCACAGAGAAAAUGAAUAUUUUAUAUGAAGAUACAGAAGAAAUACAAUACAAGAACCUUUAUCCACUUUUACACAAACUUUGUGCUGAAAUAUUCCUUCAACUGACAUAUCUAUGCACAAUUUAUUCACAAGAAUUAGCAUCGAUGCAUUUUCCAAAUUUACUUCAUUUAAAAUUGAAUUUUGGUUCAUUAACAUCGAAUCUGGACGGAAUUUUUCAGCGUGCUCCUCAGCUUAAGUCCUUUACCUUCCAUCUCGGAACUCUGCACAAUUUUGUCAGAAAUCAGCCAUGUUAUUCCCUGAGACAACUCAGUGUGAUAAGUGCUAAUGUUCUUAUGUCAAUGGACGAAAUAGAACAGUUUUUACGAAGUUUUCCGAAUUUAAUUCACUUCACAAUCAAAGUUUCGUCUCAACACGUUGAUAUAGAUAUGAUCGAUGGACAUCGUUGGCAAUCGAUUACUCAAUCAUUAUCCACGUUCAAUUUUAAACUUCGCCCAAAAAAUAAAGUCAAUCAAAUGCAUCUGGAUUCAUUCCGAACACCUUUUUGGACUGAGGAAAAACGUUGGUUCGUCGCUUAUCAUGAUGAAUUCAUAUUCACAAUUACCGACUCGAAUCUAUCGUUUAUGAAAAUAUCCUCCGAUUCAUUCAUCUAUUCAACGAUACCAAAUAGUACAAUUCUCUAUCAACCUCAAAAAUCGAUCGUUCGUGGAAGAGCAUCUCUCGCCAAUGACUUUCGAUUUGCUACAGUGAAAAGUCUUGAAUUGUAUUGGGACGAUAGUUGGGAGAGUUUAGCAUCGUUCAAUAACUUUAAUCACGUGGAACAUUUAUGGAUCUCUUCCACUUCUUGUCAUUUAUUGAAACAUAUACAACAUCAUAUGCCGAAAUUGCAUACGCUAAGUUUUUUAGAUGACUCGAAUGAGUCUGCGAUAACAGCAAUUUUGUAUAUACGUGGUUUAGAGUUGAAACAAAUUCGCACAUUGCAAUUUCAUAGAUGUCGCUUUCCGAAAGAAAAUGUCGAUGUUGUUGGAAAACUAAGCGAUUUAUUUCCUUGUGCCGAACACAUCAAGAAAUGGAUUAUCAAAUCAAGAUCGGAUAUCAUUGAUAUUAUCGGAAAGUUCAAAGAACUAAGAAGCAUUUCAUUCACUAUUCAGAAGUCAGUUAAAAAACCGACGAUAGCUUCAGAAUUUCGCUCUGAUUCCAUUGUUCACGAUAUCAGGAGACAUCUUCGUUGUGUUGUAAUAUGUCGAGUUGAACCAUCAUCGGAAAACUUUGGACUACCUGAAUGUAUUCAUCUGUGGCCUCAAGAACGAGUGAGUGCAGAAAUCGUAUUGAAUAUGAUUACAAUACUUGUGAGUUUUUACUCAUUUCAGGCACCGAAUCAUCACCAUGGCAACUACGGCGCUAAAAACUUAUUUCGAAAACCUUUUUAA